AUGUUGUCAGCCGGUAUAGGAGCACAGAGGUGGGCUAUUCCCUACGGAACGACGUGGUGUGGGCCUGGAAACAUUUCAAGAGCAUCAAACGUUGCCGAGGGUUACUUUAAGAAAAUCGACCGUUGUUGCAUGAUUCACGACCACUGCAACGACACGAUAGCCUCACUCAGCAUGAAAUAUAGCUACUUCAAUUUCAGGCCCUGGACAAUAAGCGACUGUGAAUGCGAUGAGGAAUUUCGUCUGUGUUUGCAAAAUUCAUACACACCGGAACAAAAAAUUAGUAAAAUGAUGGCUACACGAAUCGGUGAACUGUUUUUUAACAACCUGAACAACGUGUGUUUCCGUCCCCAGUACAACAAGGUGUGUGCGAGUUGGAACGAUGCUCACGACUGUACCAGCUAUAAGAUGAAAACAUACAUCAAGAUUUACGAUCUUGCUUUAUAUGAAUGA
This is a messenger RNA of Helobdella robusta, 450 nucleotides long. RefSeq lists its product as hypothetical. The coding region runs from base 1 to 450 and encodes 149 amino acids. Gene Ontology annotation, molecular function: A2-type glycerophospholipase activity. NCBI's taxonomy places the organism in Eukaryota, Metazoa, Annelida, Clitellata, Rhynchobdellida, Glossiphoniidae. The transcript has 2 exons. Gene Ontology annotation, biological process: phospholipid metabolic process; arachidonate secretion. The record is from RefSeq and is a predicted model, not a curated record.